GACAACGUGUCACAUGCUCCUCCGCAUUCUACUAACUGCCAAAACAGACGGGUCAUUCAGUCACUAUCUGGAGACGGUUUAACACUGAAGAUUACUGAACGGUUUCACCAUCAUACUGACACUGGUGAUAACUUGGGGAAAAACACCAGCUGACUUUUGUGAAACUUAGGAUAUUGCACUUUUCUAAACAACAUUUUCUCCACUUGGAUCCAGAGAGUUGGAGACAAAUUUGGUGGGGUGCGUGAGGCUUGGCAGUUCAAGCUACAGCCUAUUGACUCAUGGCGAUUAACACCGAUGUCGAGGACUGGGGCGGUGUUGGGAGUAAUGACUCUGGAGAAAGGGCGUGGCUCUUGCAGAGCCCCAGUGUGGAUUCUGUCCAGCAUCUUGAGACCGACCAGAGGGGGAGCGGAGGCGUGUCAUCUUGGGCAGCGGUCUUCAUCGUAGUGAACGCAGCACUGGGAGCGGGUCUACUCAAUUUCCCUGCAGCCUUCAACAUGGCAGGAGGCGUGACGGCAGGAGUUAUGCUUCAAAUGUUUAUGCUGAUCUUCAUAAUCAGUGGACUGGUGAUUCUGGGGUACUGCUCCCAGGUCAGUAAUGAAAGCACCUAUCAGGAGGUUGUCCGAGCCACUUGUGGGAAAGUCACAGGAAUCUUAUGUGAAGUAGCCAUCGCUGUCUACACCUUUGGGACUUGUAUUGCCUUCUUUAUUGUCAUUGGAGACCAGCUGGAUCGCUUGGUGGCUGCAGUGGCUCAUGACACAGAUGGUACUGUCAGUGGCUACUGGUACACUGACCGCAAAUUUACCACCUCUGUCACUGCAGUCCUGAUUAUUCUUCCUCUCUCCAUCCCCAAAGAGAUUGGCUUUCAGAAGUAUGCCAGUGCACUGAGUGUGAUGGGAACCUGGUAUGUGACUAUCGUGGUCAUAAUAAAGUGCAUCUGGCCGGAUAAAGAUGCGACUCCGGCAUACAUACCUGCCAGUUCUGCAUCCUGGACUGCAGUUUUCAAUGCAAUGCCUACUAUAUGCUUUGGUUUCCAGUGCCAUGUCAGCUGUGUGCCUGUGUUCAACAGCAUGAGCAGAAGAGAGAUUAAACCUUGGGGAGUAGUAGUCACUCUUAGCAUGAUAAUCUGUCUCUUCGUUUACACUGGAACAGGUGUCUGUGGCUUCCUGACGUUUGGUGCCAGCGUCAGUCAGGAUGUGUUGAUGUCAUACCCUUCUAAUGAUAUUGCUGUGGCCGUUGCAAGAGCUUUUAUUGUCAUCUGUGUAAUCACCUCCUACCCCAUUUUACACUUCUGUGGCAGGGCAGUUGUAGAAGGACUUUGGCUGCGUUUCCAAGGCGAGCAGGUGGAGGUGUGUGUGCGUCGUGAGCAGAGAAGGAGGAUCCUGCAGACCCUGGUGUGGUUUGUUGUCACCCUCGUCCUCGCCCUCUUCAUCCCAGAUAUUGGUCGGGUGAUCUCGCUGAUCGGAGGAUUGGCAGCCUGCUUUAUCUUUGUCUUUCCGGGGUUGUGUCUAAUGCAAGCUAAACUUUCAGAGACAGACAGCCAAACUAUAAGCUGGCAUGGAUUGGUGCUAUUUGGUGUUGUGAUGGUUACAAUUGGAGCUUUCAUCUUUGGCCUCACCACGACCAACUCCAUCUAUCAAGACGUCAGUUAAAGGGAACUGUUUUAUUGGAGUCAGUGUUUUAAGACCAAGGGGGCUUGGUCCUGUGCUGCUAUUCUGAACUACUUGAUGGAGAAACAUCUCAUGACACUCAUUUAAAAAUUCUCUACGGCAUGCCGCAUCCCUGCUCCAUACUGAGUUAACGCUCCACGGCUCUUUACCUAGUAAGAUAGAAGUCAGAGAAAACCCACAAAUGCCAAAUUACUUCAGACACUUUGCCUUUUACUUUAUGUACAGUUUAAAUUGCACGUUUUUAUAAUGGUUUUAACUUUGCACGAAACCAGUUUCUGACAGUCCAGGGGCAGUGACUUCCCUAGUCUCUAGAGGACUCAUUCCUGUCCUGUUUACAAGAGCUGAAGUACUUUGUAUAGAAAGGUCUUACACUCAAAUUUAUUUUGAUAAUGAAAUUGUACAAAUUUGGGUAUUUUAACUUGCAUGUCCAAGUAAAUAUUUCUUAGGGACAUGCUGUUGUUGCUAUCCCAGUCUGGACUUUGUUGCUGCUGGUGAAAGUUUGUCCACAAAUUAAUAAUUUAGUUUCUUCCAGUGAAUAAUGUAAGUUGAGUGAAACAUUUGCACAAGCAAGGAUACUGGAUCAUUGAGUGAUGUGAUAAAUGCAUGAAGGGACAGUUUGUCUUUUUAAUUUCCAGUCAGUACCUCCUAAAAUAGUUUAAGAGUUUAACUAUUUAGGCAUUGAAACUUAAAAUUACAUUUUAAAAUAAUUCAGGAUUGCAUUAUUUUAGUUUCUUGUAUAUUUUAUAACAGUGAUACUAUGAUGAUUUUAUAAUUGGCUUUUAGGUAAAACUGUAUUUGUUGUUUGUAAAAGUUACAUUUAUGUAAGCCUGCAGGCCUUAACCGUUAACUGGUAGAAUGCUACAGCAGUGUGCCUCCCCAAAAACUACAGACCUGCAAGACAAGCAGUGACCAAACCUCAACUCUUUUUAAGAGUGCUGAUUUCCAGAGUGGGUUUGAAAAUGAUAAAUCUUUAUGAAUGUAUGUGGGGGGAAAAACUUGAUGUAAUCUAAGCAGAAUUCAGUUUGUACAUAAUUUACAGAGGCCAACUAGUUAAAUUGAGUGUGUGAUUUAAUUUACUUGAAUCGGUUACCGCCACUGUUUAAAGAAUGAGAAGCUAGAAAUGUAGUUUUUCCUUUUCUUACAAAAACCAAAGUGAGCAUUGUCUAAGCUUCUGACAGCACUGUGGGAAUAGGUCAGGCAAUGUGAGGCUAAUAACACACUUAUUCAGUUGUAUUAAAAAUUGAAAUUAAUCCUUUUAUUUUAACCAAGCUGCAAAUGCAGCUUACACGUGUAAAAUCAGGAAAAAGGUUUACAUCGACAUGGCAAUCAAGAACAAAUGGGAUUUAACUGCAUCACACCUAAUAAUCUUAAGAAUAUUAAACAUGUUAUUUAAUUGAGAUUCUUAACAGCCUUUUGUUUUAUGAAAUGGAACAUAAGGUGAUUUUUCUUUGGACAUGAGGGAUGGUAAAGGUUAAAGGGAUUUUGUGUGCUCCAAAAAAAGCAUGAUACAUUUAGAAGCUACAAUCAAAACCGUAAUGCAGACUAGUACAAAAAAAGUGUCUUGAAAUCAUUAAUAUAAAUUGUCUUAUGGUUUGGUGUUAAAAUAUUUUCUCAAACUUUUGGUGCUACAGACACUAGUUUGUGUGGUCAUGAGUGAAUGUCAGGCGCAUUUAUGAUUUCUGUCUCUGAUUUACUGUGUUUUCAGUAAACUACACUUUUUUGCAUCUGUUAUUCAGAGAUCAUGUCACUAUUGUCUUACAAUGAAAACUUUACUUACAAAGAUGUAGCUCAUGGCAGGUUUAAGUGAAAAUACUUAAACCUGUGAUAUUCCAAUAAAUUACUACGGUAAAGGCAUGUGAAUAAAUCUGGCAAUCCAUGUCACUGGCAGUUCAAAA
Etheostoma spectabile (orangethroat darter) is the source of this 3562-nucleotide messenger RNA. RefSeq names its product solute carrier family 38 member 7 (gene slc38a7). Gene Ontology annotation, biological process: amino acid transmembrane transport. Bases 279 to 1649 code for a protein of 456 amino acids. NCBI's taxonomy places the organism in Eukaryota, Metazoa, Chordata, Actinopteri, Perciformes, Percidae. The record is from RefSeq and is a predicted model, not a curated record. The transcript is spliced from 12 exons. Gene Ontology annotation, molecular function: L-glutamine transmembrane transporter activity; L-asparagine transmembrane transporter activity. Gene Ontology annotation, cellular component: membrane.